CAUCGCCAUCGCUCCUCCUGAGAUGAUCAGGAAACAAGUAUGGGGGCGGGGAGUGGCGAUCGAUCGCGGCGUGGAGGCGUCGCUGGCGGCGCUAGAGAGCAGCUACUCCCAGGAGCCGCUCAACGUGUACGCGUCGCUGAUCCGGCAGUGCGGCGACGCGCGCGCGUACCUGGACGGCCGCAAAAUCCAUCGCCAUCUCGAGAAGAAGGGCUCGAGGACGCGCUGGGCGUCUUCGAAUCCUCGGACAGGAGCGAGCACUCGUGGAGCACCAUCAUCGGCGCCUUCGCCAAGAACGGGAGGAAGAAGGAGGCGUUGGAUCUCUACAGGAGAUUCAGGGGCGAGGGCGCGCGGCCUAGCGGGAGCUCGGUGCUCAUCAGCGCCAUGGCGGCUUGCAGCUGCCCGGAUGAUCUUGCCGAGGGGCGGGAGAUCCACAGGGCUAUCGUCUCCGCUGGAUGGCUGCGCAGAUCAUCGGACAAGGUCUCAGACACCAUCCUGGAGACCGCGGUGUUUAGCAUGUACGCGAGGUGUGGCAGCAUGGACGAGGCACGGGAGAUCUUCGAUCGAGUGCCGGACAAGGACGUGGUGUGCUACACGAUCAUGAUCUCGGCGUAUGCCCAGAAGGGGUAUCACAGGGAAGCGCUCGAGCUCUACGAGGAGAUGGACGAGCGUGGAGUGGAUCCCAACGACAAGACCUUUGCGUGCGUUCUCUCGGCUUGCGCGGGGCUCAAGGACAUGGAGAGAGGGAAGAAGGUCCACAGGAGGAUCCGGGAGAGCGUCGCUCGCGUCGACACCGUGCUCCAGAACGCGCUGCUCAACCUGUAUGCCAAGUGUGGGGAUUUGGAGGAGUCGCGGAGGAUCUUCGAGGCGAUGGAGAGGAGGACGGUGGCGACUUGGAACACGAUGAUCACGGCUUACGUCCAGCACGAUUUCUUCCAAGAGGCGCUGGAGGCUUUUCGCCGGAUGGACGCACCACCCAGCUCCAUCACUUUCACGUCGGUUCUCGGGGCCUGCUGCUCCCCCGACGAUCUGGAAACUGGUAAAGCCAUUCACAGGCAGAUUGGUGCUAGUUCUCCGCAGAUUCAAGCUGACGAGAUUUUGCAGAACUCGCUCGUCACCAUGUAUGGGAAGUGUGGGAGCCUGGAGGACGCGGAGAGGGUGUUCCAUGGGAUUCGUAGGAAGAACGCUUUCUCGUGGACUGCGAUGAUCACGGCUUACGCGCAGAAUGGAUAUGAAAGGAGAGCGAUCGAGGUAUUUGGUGAUAUGAUGUCGGAGGGAAGGGUGGAACCGGAUCCUAUAACUUACGCUGGCGUUCUCACUGCUUGCAGUACUCUCGGCGACUUGGAAACCGGUAUGAGGAUUCACGCGUUGAUACGUUCCAAAGGAGUGGAGUCCGCCAUGGUUUCGACUGGGCUGAUAGACUUAUAUGGAAAGUGGGGUUUCUUCGAGGACGCAUUACAGGUUUUCGAGAGCGUUCGAGACAGGGACGUGGUUAUCUGGACUGCCUUUAUCGCCGCGUGUGUCUACCACGGACAGUCGGGUUUUGCUCUCGAGCUAUUCAGAAAGAUGGAAGCGGAAGGCUUACAGGCAAAUAACGUUACUUUCUCCAAGAUUCUUGCUGCUUGCAGCAACUUGGAAGACUUUGAGACAGGGAAAACCAUCGAAGACCGCAUAUACACGUUGGGCCUAGAAUAUGACGAUGUUCUUCAAGAUGGGAUACUGUCCUUGCACGCCAGGUGUGGGAGUUUGGUCGGGACCAGAGAAAUGUUCGACCGGAUGCCGCACAGAACCGUAGUAACGUGGACAACUAUGAUAGCAGCUUACAACCAACGGGGGUACUCUAUGGAGGCACUCGAACUCUACCACUGUAUGGACAUUGAGCCGGACGACAUCGCUCUCUCAAACGUUCUCCAGGCGUGUAGCAGGCUUAAAAACUUGGAGCAAGGCAGGGCAGUCCAUUCACGUAUUGCCUCGAGGGACUUUGAGCCGAGCUUGAUGGUUCAGACGCUGCUGGUCGACAUGUACGUGAAGUGUGGGGAUCUGGCUGAAGCAAGGAGAACAUUUGACGGGUUCAAAGCGAGGGACGUGAUCUCUUGGACGUCGCUCAUCACAGCCUACAGCCACGAGAACUUUGGACGGGAGGCGCUGGAAGUGUUUCACAGCAUGGAGUUAGAAGGCGUGGAGCCAAACAGCAUCACCUUUUGUACCGUCAUAGAUGCUUGCUCGAGGCUGAGCUCGCUUCUUCCUGGCAGAGCUCUUCAUUCGCGCGUUGUUGCGACUGGUCACAUUUCGGAUGAGUUCGUCGGGAACGCACUCGUCAGCAUGUACUCCAAGUUCGGCCGCGUAGACUUCGCAAGGGUGGUUUUCGACAGCAUUCCGGUGAAGAGAUAUCCGUCCUGGCGCGUGAUGCUGGUGGCCUUGACACAAAACGGCCACUCUCACGAGGCUCUAGAGAUGUACAGCCGGAUACACCUGGAAGGUUUCCGGCCCGGGAGUCCGAUCUUCUCCGCAGCUUUGGUCUCAUGCACGGCUCUCGAGGACGUGAGCAGAGCCCGGGCGAUUCACGGCGUGAUCAAGUCGAGUGACUUCUAUCCAGACCUCGUCCUCAGCAACGUCUUGAUGAACGUCUACGCCAAGUGUGGAGAGCUGGAGGAAGCCCGGCUGGUCUUCGACCAGAUGACAGAAAAGAACGAGGUCUCCUGGACGACAAUGAUCGGCGGCUACGCGCAAAACGGCCGUCCAGCGGAAGCUCUAGAGCUCUACAAAGCCAUGGACGUCCAGCCGAACUUCAUCGCGUUUGUGCCGGUUAUAAGCUCCUGCGCAGACCUGGGUGCGCUCGUCGAAGGCCAGAGAGUCCACGCGCGGCUCUCAGACGCAGGCCUCCAGAACAACGAAGUGAUCGUCACCGCGCUCGUCAACAUGUACGCCAAGUGUGGCAAGCUCGGGCUCGCGAGGGAGUUCUUCGACAGCACCUAUUGCCCGGACGCCGGCGCGUGGAACUCCAUGGCGACUGCCUACGCUCAGUUCGGCCACGGCAGCCAGGUGCUGGAGCUCUACCGGGAGAUGUGCUUGCAAGGCGUCCAGCCCAACGGGAUCACGCUCCUCAGCGUUCUGGUGGCUUGCAGCCAUAUGGGAAUGCUGGAGGAGUGCGAGCACCGCUUCGAGUGCAUGGUCGCGGACCACGGCAUUGCUCCAACGUCGGAGCACUACUCGUGCAUGACAGACUUGCUGGGGAGGUCAGGGAGGCUGGAAGAAGCCGAGAAGGUGGUGAAGAUGGCGAGCGGCGAGUCCGGCAGCGAAGCGGCCAGUCCGGUGGCUGUGUCGGCGUGGAUGAGCUUCCUGGGAGCUUGCAAGACGCACAACGACUGGGGUAGAGCGGCGGGGGCGGCGGAGAAGCUGUACGAGCUGGAUCCGGAGGACUCGGCUCCUUACGUGCUUCUUUCGCAGACUUACAGCCCACGGGCAAAGAAGUGAGACCGCCAUUCCGCCACUCUUGAAUUUUCGCAAAGGUUGAUGCUUUGAAAGGCUGAGAUUAAAGAUGCCCUUAUGUUUAAAUCUUAAAUAGGUCCUCAGAAAAACCUAAGUUGAUAUUAGGGCAAAUAGAAGAUAUUUAUGGUUAUGGUGAACAUAUUAAUAUAGUCAUGCUCAUGCUUCUGCC
Messenger RNA from Selaginella moellendorffii, 3655 nucleotides. Its product is annotated as pentatricopeptide repeat-containing protein At5g27110. The record is from RefSeq and is a predicted model, not a curated record. The transcript is spliced from 2 exons. Gene Ontology annotation, biological process: RNA modification. Gene Ontology annotation, cellular component: intracellular membrane-bounded organelle. Gene Ontology annotation, molecular function: RNA binding; protein binding. Bases 40 to 3471 code for a protein of 1143 amino acids. NCBI's taxonomy places the organism in Eukaryota, Viridiplantae, Streptophyta, Lycopodiopsida, Selaginellales, Selaginellaceae.